AUGUCACCUCCCCGCAUCAAUCUCCUCUCUCAAGUAUCUCUGCCGCCCUAUGCCCGCACUGUAGGUCGCGGCGUCCACCUCAGGAUUUAUCCCCGCCCCGCAAACAUCCGUGAAAGCCGGAACAUUCUCGACGUGCUACGAAACUAUGGCGACGUGGUCAUGUAUCAGCAUCUGAAACAUGAUCCAGCUAUCAAAGCCGCGAACUCAGCUCUGGCGCUGUAUAGAGAGAAAGCUGAGGCGGCUAGCUUGAUCAGCGCUAGUCCGAUACGCCUGGAGAUGGGAUCCUGGGGCGUCCAGCAGCUCAAAAGAGAAGAGUCAGAUGCGGCGGAUGCGAAGGAAGAUGAAGGAUCAGCUGUCUCUGCGACUUCGAAGAGAGGCUUUCAUAUUACGGUCGAGCCCACCAAGAUGAACUUCCAGACCCUCAUCCAACGACAGCAGUACUACAGCUCCUUUGAACUCGAUAAGACUGAUAUUGUGUUCCAGGAUCUGUGUAAGCGGGUACCUGUGGUGGGAAUGGCCGACUGCCAACUUGACAGGGGAGAGGUACCCCUGAGAUUGAGGGUGAAGAAGCUUGAAAAGGAAAGGCUGGAUAACAAAGGGCCAUGGAGAGAGCCAUUGCGGACUAUGAUGGGAGAGUGA
This is a messenger RNA of Bacidia gigantensis, 639 nucleotides long. RefSeq lists its product as uncharacterized. The transcript has a single exon. Lineage: Eukaryota; Fungi; Ascomycota; Lecanoromycetes; Lecanorales; Ramalinaceae. The record is from RefSeq and is a predicted model, not a curated record. Bases 1 to 639 code for a protein of 212 amino acids.